This is a messenger RNA of Lethenteron reissneri (Far Eastern brook lamprey), 7683 nucleotides long. Its product is annotated as zinc finger protein OZF-like. The record is from RefSeq and is a predicted model, not a curated record. Gene Ontology annotation, biological process: regulation of transcription by RNA polymerase II. Gene Ontology annotation, molecular function: RNA polymerase II cis-regulatory region sequence-specific DNA binding; DNA-binding transcription factor activity. Lineage: Eukaryota; Metazoa; Chordata; Hyperoartia; Petromyzontiformes; Petromyzontidae.
UCUGAACAAAGAUAAGCCGGGAUAUCAGAUUAAAUAAUCACGAAGUCAAAUAAUAAGUACGGAAUUAAAGUAGAAGAGGAAUCAAGGGCGGAGAAGGCUCUCAAAAUUAAUCAAACACAACAACCCAUGGGAAGCGAGCAACACGGCCGCCUUUGUCUUUCCGAGAGGAUCUCCACACGCAGGCACAAAGCUAGGAAAUGACACCCAUAAAGGGGGCAAUGGCUCAAAGGAAAUUAACACGUCUUCGAAUAAAUAAGCGCAUGCGCCGGGUGCUCCCACCGUGGAAACAACCGCCUUUGUCUCCCCACAACACGGACAGCAAAAAUUGCACACGCGAGGAAAUAACAUUUCCGUGAGAGAUCGGGUCACGAUGAAACAUCGUGAACACGGUUUCGGCAUAACCAAGCAGCAAAUAAGUCGCAUUUCAACUUCCAAACCAAACCAACUUAAGCUGUGUGAGACAAAGGAUGUGAUCCCAGAGCAAGGAAGGGAAUAAUUAAGCUCGCUUAACGCGUAGGUUUUCGCGACAAAUAUUAUUCAGGAACAAAACAUGGAUUCGAAUGUUUUUUUUUAUAACUCGACGCGAAUCAUCGGUCUGGCUAAUGGAUAACUUCGGUGGCACCGUCACGAGGCCCCCACCCCCACCCCUUUCUUCCAGAACGACACACAUAUGUGUCUUCAAAGCUAAUAAACACACGGACAAACACGCACGCGAAACACACGGACGGACACACACACGGACGCAGAUGGUUCAGCCCACAGGAAGGUUUUAUGACACAGCCUUUGAACAACUCGGGAAGCCGAGUGGAAUUUCCAGAUAUAAACCGAAGAAAAAUCCAUACAAAGCAGAUCGUCAGGGGCUCUGGCCCCCAUCACAGAUCUCCAGGGCUUCGGCUCCAUCUCUUCUCGUCGCCGCCAACGAAGAAGCUUUUCGUCAUCCAGAAGGACGAGGAUCGCGCGGUGCCGAGGCAUCGCCUAUCGCACACGAGUGUACGAGCCCAGCUCUCUUGCCGUGUCACCACGCCGAGGUGCAUCGCCUGACCACGCAAACGAGCGUGGCCGCGCCGUCAGUCAUCGUACGGGGUCAGCCGAGGGAGGAGUCGGAAAGCGAGCCGCUCACCCUCUCACCGCAGCUGCGCAAACCAGAGGGUCCUUCUCCGAAAGUCGUUCGUACCCACAACUUCCCCCACCAAUAGACCCACACACGCACGCAUCGACGCCCCACUCACCUGUGAGACUAUCCCAUCUAGUUCACCCUUGCCAUCGUAUCAACCCUAGUCAAUUAUCAGAAGACUGAUUAUCAACUACAUGAACCAUCAGCUGGCCAUGCGGAAUCGCGGCCCAUCGAGUGAUUAAGAGUCCGUCGGUGAUAAGAGUGAGGUUGUUACCGUUUCUUUCCCUUGUUCCGCUCAUCACAUAGGCGAUCAAUAGACUCGUCGAGGCAAACUCAACCUCUCGGAAUCCUCAUUACGAAUCGACCGAACACAGAGAGAGAAUAUCUUGUCAAACCAGUUUCCUUUGUCCCAGAGUCUCGCCGAAGAAUUAAUUAAAACAGAGCCAGAUUCGCUCUCGCGCCCACACGCCCUCACCCACCAUUGUAUCAAACAUUCCGUUAAGAGGAUUUUUAUACUUGCCGAUGAAUCUAUUGACAUAUACUUUCGCCUCUUGGGUAUAAUAAGUGCUAUAUUACCGCCAUAGGAAGUGUGUCAUGCUUGUUUUCAAACUCGACCAGUCGCCGAUUGUGAUCGAUACAUGGGCGAACUAAUGAGAUGCCUGGUAGGAAAAGUAGAGGUUACAAUUGAUAGAAGUGUUUUUAGUCAUUCAGUUCGUUAAAUGCAUAAGUGUUUAUUCAUUCAUUUUAGUCAAAUGCAUAAGAGUUUCGUUAUUCAUAUUGCAUAAUUGCAUAAUUUCACAAAUGCAUAAGUGUUUAUUCAUUCAUUUUAGUCAAAUGCAUAAGAGUUUCGUUAUUCAUAUUGCAUAAUUGCAUAAUUUCACAACUGCAUAAGUUUUUGUCGUUCAUAUUAGUUAACUGCAUAAUCUUGCCCACGAAUUAUUGACGCAUGUUUGACCUGCAUGAUAGAAUGUCACGUGUUUGUUAGAAUAAAAUUGUUAUCACAGAAGCAUAUUGAGUGUUCUUUCCAAGUCCAUGCAAAACCAUCUUAUUCAUAAGAGCUGUAUCCUGCGAUGAGAUAUGAAAAUGGAGACCUAAAAUAUUAUAACACACACUAGGAUAAUCGGUAAAUGAAUCUAUGAUAAUCGUGUUAUCCUGAUUGAUAACUCUGGAUAAACGAAACUAAGCAAAUUAUCAUAACUGCACACAUUAACAUAAUCGCAAGCCUCCGCAUAAAUUACGAUUAUCUCCGUGAUUAUCAUAAUUUAUGCAUAUAAUCACAUGCAUUAUCCUAAUUUAUGCAUAUUAAUACACACACUAUCAUAAUUAAUGCGAAUUUAGCAUUUUUCGGAAAAUUUUUAAUUUUUAUUAUUUUCAUCAAAAUUUCAUAAUUCCAACACAUACAACAUAAUGGGUGGCGUCGUCCGGGAUCUCUCGCAGACAGUGUUUUGCAUGGAUGAUGGAAUGAAUCACUUCGUGUUAACCAGAAUAUCGGGAUCGAACAUUGCAUGGUAAUUGUGAACGGGCGGAAAAAUAAAAAACGCCCUCUAAGGUUGAAACCCAGAAUAGCAGGUUAAAACAGAGACAGUGGAAUUAAGAUAAUACCGUAUCAAACCAAUUGCAUCCUGUGAUAAAUGGUGUUAGAGGUACGCACUCUGAAUCAGAAAAUAACAGAUAGCUCGAGUCAAAUUGACUACACUCUGUGAGAUAAUUGUUUUAUAUGCACUCUGAAAGGGAAUGUCAAAGUAACUCCCGCCACACCUUUGAGAUGCUGGGAUUAAGAAUAAUUUUUGAAUGGGUUACGGGAUACGGGGAGCUCGUAUUUAAACGUACCGACCAAUCUGUUACAAAGCAGUACAGUCAGAGAGACAUAUGGGAAGGGAGCUGUAUCGAUAACACGAACACACCUCGGGGGAAACUAAUUGACUGGAUAAAAUGUAACGAAGGCGAACACGAUGUAAAAACUGCAGGAAAGGCAGGACAGGACUCAUGCCUUCUCACACAGGCAUACAGACAGGGAUUGUGGAAUGAGGAAAAAUUUGGAAAGGAAACGGGAGAGAAAUCAGUGCUCGCGACACCAGCGAAACUCACAGACGUCGAUCCACAGAAUAAAUAUGGAAGUAACAUUAAAUCACACUCUUGGGUAAGUGGACAGAGUCCAGGAACUGAUCGCACAAAAAUUAUGGAUAUCGAACAAAAAAUCCUUGACAAAGGGAAACCCUCACAAUUCGAGAUAAGGGAUGGAGAGAUACAUAUGCAAACAAAAACAUGUGAGACUGACAACUUCACAGAUAUAGGGAGGGAAAAUGUUAAAGUAAAGUCGACAGGACAUGCUCCACUAAGGGCAGAGGCAAAAACUGAAGGGAAAUGGCAACACGCCCGACACAGCACAGACCAAAGUGACAUUGCCUGAUGAUAACUUGUUUGAUGAUGACGCUGUCGGCAAUCAACUUUCGGAAUACCUAUUCACCAGUAAAACCCUUAAAUUGAUGGACAAGGCUCUAGUCAGAAUUCCCGAUUUUGACCCCCACAAUAAGACUAUGGAUAUCCACACACAUAUCGCAACAGUAAAAGAGGAGGCAAUGAUUAGAGGGCUGAGGAGACGGGAUGAAAAAGCGAGUUUGUUGAAACGGACCUUACAUAAAGAAUCUAUUCCAUGGGUAAAGUCACUACCACACAAGGUUAGAAAUGAUUUUAAACAAUUGAGCCUGGCAGUGAUUCGGAAGUUUGGAGAAUAUUCGACACUCACUGAGGGGUUUUAUGCUGUAAAAUCGAUGACCCAGGGCAUGGACCAAGAUCCACGUGACUACCUCGUCCAAUUUAAAAGAGCGUAUUACGCAGGCGAUGUGAAUCAAUACCACGAUGGAGAUAAAAUGUUCAAAAUUAUGUUUUUUGAAUCCUUGAGCCCAGAGAUUACAGAAAGGGUGAGAAUGGUUUUGAAUCCAGAAACCGCAUCCUUACGCCGCAUAGAGAGCAAGGCGUACAUGGCAUGGUUAUACAGAGCUAAGAAUCAUAAUUCGGAUCCAGAACACAGGGAGAGGGAUGAGGAACCCAGCCUCUCAGAGAGGAAUAAAAAUCACCGAGCAGUCCCACAAUGCAGGACGGAGCAGAAACGCACGCACACAUGGCAAAAUAACCCAGAGAGAGGUUGGCACGAGAAUGAGAGCGGCACAAAGCCGAACAUUCAGGAGAAUCGCAGGAGGGAGAGGUUCAGAACAGAACCAUAUCAACACCCCAUGCCCCGACAUGCGCAAGGUCAAAAUUACCCACAGAAAUGGCAAAGUAACAAUCCAGGAAAAAUUUGGCACCCAAAUAGGAGAAAUACUGGGCCAAAAAUGUACGAGAAUCGCAGGAGGGAGAGGUUCAGAGCAGAACCAUAUCAACACCCCAUCCCACGACACACGCAAGGUUCAAAUUACGCACAGAGAUGGGAAGAUAACCACCUAGCGGGAAGGUGUUACACAGACCGCGGAGGUAUGGAUGCAAACAUGUACGAGAAUCGCAGGAUGGGAGGUCAAAAACAAUCAGUCCAAUUACGACCAAUUCCUCCACCGGCUAUACCAGGGGGGAAUAGAAGAAUAACACAGAAUGCGGCCCAAAUACAUGAUGAACCAUCCACAGUGAGUGCGAGCGAGCGGCCAACACGCGCCCCACCCGCCGAGGUGUUAAACCCUAAGCAGGCUGCAAGUGACAGGGCUGAAUUGAAGUGUGAUCGGACAGUACAAAAACAGACAGCAGGGACACGCCCUGAGGAGCGCAGGCAUGAGCCUUUGAAUGGAAAAUAUCCAAGGGAAACCAAAAAUUACGUGGAUCGGAGUGCUAAAAUGGAGACGAAUGUCCAUGACGUAUCGGGAAUGGUGUUGAAAUCCAACACACUCGUAAAAACAGAGGGCAACAUUACGAGGGACAGAAUUAAAUCGACACACUGACUCGGCAAAUGUGCAUGUAAUCGCAGAGAGAGCGAAUGCCACGAACCAAGUGUCAAAGUGGGUCGUGUGCGCGAAGUCUGGUUACGUGCAGCACAAUUUUUCACCACACACUCCCACGACGCGAGAGAGUGAGAGAGGAAACUACAAAAACGAACCCGAAAACCGUGAUCAAAUUAUCAAAGUGAUAAGUGGUAAACCAGGCAACAUGAGGAAGGUAACGCAUAAAUGCGUUCGAAACCGCUACCUAGCGUUUCCCAGGAUUUAACAAAAACAAAAAUGAAUGUUCGUCAGAGUUAUGAUGUAUGAGAACCGAUGUAACGCAAUAUCGAUGUUAACGUGUUGUUUAUUUUCUUUGCUUAUUUCAGAUGUAACCAGGUUAAGAUGGUAAUACGUGCACGCGCGUCGUAAGAAAUAACCGCCGAGAGUAAGGGCGGCUGAUGGGAUUCAUGACAUAAAAAGGGGGCAUUACUUUGUUUGAAAAUUCGCCAGUGGCCAAAUCGACCCCUGAUAAUUUUCAAACGGGCGGACUGUUGUGUAUGUACCCCCUUUUUAUUUUUUUUAAUAUUAUUUUUUUUUUAAGAAUUAUUCUGCCAACAUAGAUGAUAUCGUUUUUUUUAAUAGACGCGGCCACGUGGGAACGAACACGCCCCCACACUUCCACAGAGGCCCCCACACUACCACAGAUGCGCGCACACCUCAUUUCAAAGGAAAGAGGACAUGAAAGGGGGGGCAAUAAGGUAAUAAAAACUCCCCUAAAUUCACACAAGAGGAACAAGGGAGGGGGGAAUGGCAGGCGGGGGGUUGCAGGGCCGGGCAUCACGGAGGAAGAGAUAAUUAUAUUCUGAACAAAGAUAAGCCGGGAUAUCAGAUUAAAUAAUCACAAGAAGUCAAAUAAUAAGUACGGAAUUAAAGUAGAAGAGGAAUCAAGGGCGGAGAAGGCUCUCAAAAUUAACCAAACACAACAACCCAUGGGAAGCGAGCAACACGGCCGCCUUUGUCUUUCCGAGAGGAUCUCCACACGCAGGCACAAAGCUAGGAAAUGACACCCAUAAAGGGGGCAAUGGCUCAAAGGAAAUUAACACGUCUUCGAAUAAAUAAGCGCAUGCGCCGGGUGCUCCCACCGUGGAAACAACCGCCUUUGUCUCCCCACAACACGGACAGCAAAAAUUGCACACGCGAGGAAAUAACAUUUCCGUGAGAGAUCGGGUCACGAUGAAACAUCGUGAACACGGUUUCGGCAUAACCAAGCAGCAAAUAAGUCGCAUUUCAACUUCCAAACCAAACCAACUUAAGCUGUGUGAGACAAAGGAUGUGAUCCCAGAGCAAGGAAGGGAAUAAUUAAGCUCGCUUAACGCGUAGGUUUUCGCGACAAAUAUUAUUCAGUAACAAAACAUGGAUUCGAAUGUUUUUUUUAUAACUCGACGCGAAUCAUCGGUCUGGCUAAUGGAUAACUUCGGUGGCACCGUCACGAGGCCCCCACCCCCACCCCUUUCUUCCAGAACGACACACAUAUGUGUCUUCAAAGCUAAUAAACACACGGACAAACACGCACGCGAAACACACGGACGGACACACACACGGACGCAGAUGGUUCAGCCCACAGGAAGGUUUUAUGACACAGCCUUUGAACAACUCGGGAAGCCGAGUGGAAUUUCCAGAUAUAAACCGAAGAAAAAUCCAUACAAAGCAGAUCGUCAGGGGCUCUGGCCCCCAUCACAGAUCUCCAGGGCUUCGGCUCCAUCUCUUCUCGUCGCCGCCAACGAAGAAGCUUUUCGUCAUCCAGAAGGACGAGGAUCGCGCGGUGCCGAGGCAUCGCCUAUCGCACACGAGUGUACGAGCCCAGCUCUCUUGCCGUGUCACCACGCCGAGGUGCAUCGCCUGACCACGCAAACGAGCGUGGCCGCGCCGUCAGUCAUCGUACGGGGUCAGCCGAGGGAGGAGUCGGAAAGCGAGCCGCUCACCCUCUCACCGCAGCUGCGCAAGCCAGAGGGUCCUUCUCCGAAAGUCGUUCGUACCCACAACUUCCCCCACCAAUAGACCCACACACGCACGCAUCGACGCCCCACUCACCUGUGAGACUAUCCCAUCUAGUUCACCCUUGCCAUCGUAUCAACCCUAGUCAAUUAUCAGAAGACUGAUUAUCAACUACAUGAACCAUCAGCUGGCCAUGCGGAAUCGCGGCCCAUCGAGUGAUUAAGAGUCCGUCGGUGAUAAGAGUGAGGUUGUUACCGUGUCUUUCCCUUGUUCCGCUCAUCACAUAGGCGAUCAAUAGACUCGUCGAGGCAAACUCAACCUCUCGGUACGAAUCGACCGAACACAGAGAGAGAAUAUCUUGUCAAACCAGUUUCCUUUGUCCCAGAGUCUCGCCGAAGAAUUAAUUAAAACAGAGCCAGAUUCGCUCUCGCGCCCACACGCCCUCACCCACCAUUGUAUCAAACAUUCCGUUAAGAGGAUUUUUAUACUUGCCGAUGAAUCUAUUGACAUAUACUUUCGCCUCUUGGGUAUAAUAAGUGCUAUAUUACCGCCAUAGGAAGUGUGUCAUGCUUGUUUUCAAACUCGACCAGUCGCCGAUUGUGAUCGAUACAUGGGCGAACUAAUGAGAUGCCUGGUAGGAAAAGUAGAGGUUACAAUUGAUAGAAGUGU